Molecule: messenger RNA, 2362 nt
Organism: Effrenium voratum
Lineage: Eukaryota; Dinophyceae; Suessiales; Symbiodiniaceae
Source: the annotation of a GenBank genome assembly
CGGACGGACGUGUUCACCAUCAGCAACGCUCUGCAGCUCGACGCCGUGCGGCGAUGCCCCGACCACAGUCUCUUUGAUGUGCUGAUGAGCCUGUUCAAGCGCUCUGUGAAUGUGGACCAGGACGGCAUUGGGUGGAUUCCCGUGCUCCUGCGCCCAGGCCGCACCGUGCCUGGGCUGAAGGGGCGGAUCUUCUCCGGCAUCGGUCGGGUGCCCGCACAGGAGGCGCCUGCCAAAAAGCGCAAAGGCAGUGAGGGCGCCGUGGAUUCCGCUCGGGCAGAGUUCAUGAAGCAGCUGCCGCCGGAGAUUCGCAAGGAGAUCGAGAUGGGGGUCCCAGACACGCUUGUGGGGCGCUCUGCAUUUGCCUUCAAGAAGUUGGUCCGCUACAUUGCGCGGCAUCGCCUUGGAUCCGUCGAGCUGGACAGCAAGAACUCGUUCUUCCAGCUCUUGAACCGACAGAAGCCGCUGCCGCCCAUCAUGGCGGAGUACCUGGACCACCGUGAGGAGAAGCUCGCGCAGAUCGGCCGCGUGCUCUUCCACAAGCUGCCCGAGGCCCGCCGGCGCAGCGUGGCGAAGGAGCUGAUGAUUGCCCUGGGCUUUGGGGGUGGUUUUGCAAACUGGACGAGCAAGGUGCUGCAGGACAUACCCUUGGCUUCGGACGAGGGGAAGCGCGGCGAGGUGGCUGCUUGGCUCUACGGCUUCGAGACGGCUACCACGUGGACGUUGCAGAUGGAGAAGAUGGCGGCGGCAGCGGGCAGGGCCUUCAACGACCACCAGCACGACGGCAUCGGGGCCCUCCGCUCCGCGAGCGAGGCCGUGAAGCGAGCCGUGGAUGUCGAGGCGGUCGUGCACGAGCUGGAGGACCCGUGGGCAUACGCGGCGGCGAAGUACCCCAACUUGGGUUGGCAGCACGUCAUACUUGGACGGGCGAGGGCAAACACCGUGGACUUUGCGAAGCUGGCGGCGGCGCAGCUGGUCCUUCCGGUGGAGGGGGGCGAGAAGAGGACCACCUACGAAAGCUUCGAGAAGGGAGGCUUCUGGCUGGUGCGAAACCGGGACGACUUGGGCCAGACCGUGGAAGACCUGAUGAACAAGAUGUGUUGCCCGGUCUUCGAGACAGUCGAUGAGAACUACGUGCCGCCGCCGCCCCUCAACGAUAAUGCCUUCUUCACCGGUCUGUCCUCGUCCGUUCUGGGGCGUCUGGCAGGCCCGCAGAUGGCGGACCUCGACGGCGACGAGACACGGCGCAAAAUCCUCUUUUGCGACGGCAUGCUCUACGAUUUCAAGGAGCGUGUCCUCCGAUCACCGAUCCCCGCCGACCGCAUGGGCUUCCACGCAAAGGCGACCUCAGAGAUGUGGCAGCCGAGCAAGGCGACCAAGCUCUUCGAGCACAUCCUGGCUUUCUUGAAGGAGCAUGUGGAGACGGGGGUGUGUCUGCUCGAGGCCAGCGAGAAUGGCAAACAGGUCAUCGAGUGCUUCGAGGAAUUGGAGCAGGACGGGUGCGAGAUCCUCCGCCACAUGAAGGUGUACGGGGACUGGGACUCCGUCCUGUACGAGCUGCGUCUCAUGACCAGGGCCAUCUCCGCGACGCCGCGGUUCUGCGAGAUGUACUACAUCUGGGGAAGCCAGGAUUCCGGGAAGGACGCCAAGGUGAAGAUGUUGCACGCCUUCCUCGGUCACGGCAAGGACAACUACGGGGCGCAGCUUCCGGGAAACUAUGUGGUGCAACAGACUCGCUACCUGACCGCGAAGGACGGACCCGCGCCUUGCCAUGCAAGGACUCUAGGCAAGCGACUGGCCUGGGCCAGUGAAGUCCCCGAGCACUACUCGUUGGCGGAUGACUUCAUCAAGCCCUUUUGUGACAUGGAAGGUGCGCCAGUCUGCAGCAGGAAGCUCAACAAGGGUCCCCGGGACUUCAUGCCUACGGCUUUGCUGGUGGCAACAAGCAAUUCCCCUCCCCGUGUGACUCGACCGGAUGGGAUGCUGCGGCGGCUUCGAGUCUGCCAGACAACGGUCAGCUUCACCUUGAAGCCGUCCAUGGCCACCGAGGAGCGAGCCGUGGAUGGCCUCAAGACCCGGAUAAACCGAGGAGAGUUCAACAAGUACAUCUUCUUCCUUGCGGCAAAUCUCGUGGACUCGUUGGAGAUGGAGUACAACCCAGGCACCGAGAUCAAGCCGCAGCCACCGGAGAUGAAGAUGAGCGCCAUGGACCUGGUCCCAUGUGCAGACAAGGACGAGGAGGCCAAACCCGAGGCCUUCAUGACAGAGAUGUGUGAGCUGGUGCCCUUGAAGGAAGCAAGCCUCCACACGGAGCUGACGAUGGCGCUGAAGACCUACCCAGCCUGGACACCUUGGGCGCGGCAAA